Paramisgurnus dabryanus is the source of this 1872-nucleotide messenger RNA. RefSeq names its product myristoylated alanine-rich protein kinase C substrate b (gene marcksb). Gene Ontology annotation, molecular function: calmodulin binding; actin filament binding. The record is from RefSeq and is a predicted model, not a curated record. Gene Ontology annotation, cellular component: plasma membrane; cytoplasm; actin filament bundle. Gene Ontology annotation, biological process: central nervous system development; actin filament organization. NCBI's taxonomy places the organism in Eukaryota, Metazoa, Chordata, Actinopteri, Cypriniformes, Cobitidae.
UUUGGGCGUUGUAUCCAGCAUCUCAUUAUCAAAAGAGAACAAUUUCAUUAUCUACAUCUCUUAUCGCAAAUAAUUUAUUUUUAUUUGAGCCAGCGCGGUAUUUAUUGUUUUUCCCCGACCGGUCUAUCGCACCUUCACCUCUCGCUAUCUCUUUUCCGCGGUUUUAUUUGAAAAGAGACGCCGUUGAGAGCGAGCACGCGACGCGUCUGUGUGAGAGAGAAGCUCGCGCUCUUUGUUCAUUCAUUUGAUCUACUGGGAUUCUUUGUCGCGCGUGAAAGCAUGGGAGCGCAAAUCUCCAAAAACGGCGCAAAAGAGGAGACCGCUGCCGAUAAACCUUCAGAGGCAGUGAAUAAAUCAAACGGGCAGGAGAAUGGCCAUGCCAAAACCAAUGGGAAUGCAGAAGCCGCCACCGAGGAUGUGCAGGCCAAUGGCAAACACUCCCCUGAUGGAGAGGUAAAAGCAGAAGAAGGGAAAGCCGAGGAAGAAGGUGCCGAGAAGGCCGCUCCAGAAGGUGAUGGCGAAACCUCCGCCGUCGCAAACGGCGAGGACGCGGCCAAGCCGGAGGAAAACGGCGCCGCUUCUACGAGCAGCGAGCCUGCAAAGCAGAAAAAGCGCUUCUCCUUCAAGAAACCAUUUAAAUUGAGUGGCUUCUCGUUUAAGAAGACCGCCAAAAAAGAAGCUGAAGAGGCGGCUGCGCCGGCCGCUGCCGAGAAUGGCGAGGAGGAAAAGAAGGAUGCCGAACCCGAGUCUGCCGAGGCCAAACCCGAGGCCUCCAGCGAGGAAGCCAAGACGGAGACUCCAGCCGAGGAACCCAAAGCUGAGGAACCAACUGAAAGCAAGGAGGAGAAACCAUCCAAUGAGGUCGUCGAGGAGAAGCAAGCAGAGGCCGCACCUCAAGAACCAGCAGCUGCGGAAAGUUCGGAUGCUCCGGCUGCUGCCACUGAGUAAGAUCGAGGUGAAAAGAUGAAGUCCGAGGAGCACAAACAUGAAAAAUUUGUACAAAAACCAAUGACAUUUCAAACCUUCUGUUUUAUCCCAUGCUUUCAUUUCAUCCUUUCUUGUUCCAUCCACUACAUUGUACAUGGCAUUUUGAAGGAAGGAUGUUGGAUGGAAUGAGUGGAAAGUGAAAGGCACAGUUUUCCCAUGUUCAUCAAUUUUUUGUAGCAGUUGUGUAAGUGAUGUGAGUGUGUGUGUGUGCGCAUGAGUGAGAUUAAUAGCAUUGGUUGUUUUUCGAAACUUUUUCUUUUUUUGUAGGUGAACUAUGUUAGUGUAAUAAGGACAUUGAAUUGAAAUGUUAGUUGAAGGUACUGGUGCCAUACAGUUGGGUAAAUCAAAUGUGUGGAAAAAGUUAUCAGAAAGGACAUCAUCAAACAAUUUCCAGAUGUUGUUGGUCAGUUCUCCUUUAAUUUUAGUGUCAUCUGUUACAUGAAAUAUCACUGAAAUGGGUGCUCAGAAUCUCAAAAGCUGCAUUUGUGCAGAACGGCAGCAUUACAUAUUGGUAUUGGCUUUUGUCAUUGCUGGUUUUUAUGAUGUUGAUAAAAUGGCUUUAUAAUUUUUUUCGUAAUAUCAGUGGUAUUAAAUGAAGUAUGUUUUUUUUCAGUGAGAAUGAUGUUCUGAAAUGUUUAAGAUCAAAACUUCUGACCUGUCAUGUGUAAUGCAGUCAAAGUGGUUUUAUUCCAACACAGUUCCACAAAUGUAUGAAAUUUGCCGGUGCAAUCGUCAAGUAGAUGUUUUUUUCCUGUAAAUACUUCAGCACCAUCUCUACUUGAUUUUUAAAUGGAAUGUAACUGCGUGCAAAUUGUUCACAAUGCUUCUUUUUACCCCUGCAUUUUAGGGGCAUUCAAAACAAAAAUAAAGGAUUUAGACAGAGAA